AUGGAGUUGCUCAAACUGUCGAAAUUCAAGCUCCAGCUUAAAGCCCUAGCCACCGAGGUUGGAGAUCUCAGGGAGAGAGAACAGUCGGCCACCGAACAAUGCCGAAUUCUAAUUCAGAGACAGAAGCAAACAGAGGAGGAGUACUGCAGGCAGUUGCAGGAAUUACAAUCGGAGUUGGCUUCCUCCAAUGAACUGCGCCAAAAGCUUCAAAAGAAGAAAUUACUAACCUCCUUAGAUACUGAUCUAGAAAGGGAGGCUUUCUCUAUCAAGCAACUUGUGGAUAGAGUGCAACUCCUUGUUAGUGAAAAAGAGGAAGUAGUGGCUGGCUUGAGGAGCAAGAUGGACAAGGUUUCUGCUUUUGAAAAAGUAUUUUUUGAAAAGAUCCGAAAUUUGGAAAAUAGAUUAAAAAAUGAUGAAGAAGACUUCCGAAGAAAGGACAGAAUCAUUUCAGAGCUAGAAGAGCAGCUGGAAGCGGCAAAACUUAAUAACAGUUUCAUUCAAAAUCUAAUUUCUGAGAAAGAGGCAUUGCAUUGUGAAGUGAGGAGUUUAGCAAUAAUACUACAGAAGAUUCAGGAGACUGUUGUAAAUAUGAAUGAACAGGAUAAAAAGAUAUUCUCCUCCUUACUAGAGUGCCAAGAAGACUGUGAUAUGAUCAUGACAGAGGAAGGUACUGACAGGGUCGAGGACUUGGUUCAGAACAGUGGAGAACCAUGUCCAAACAAAGCUUCCAGUAUGGGCAUAGGAGAAAAUCGAGUAGAAACUCGUAGAAUGGAGACAGCAUGGAUGCAUGGUAUUAGAAAGUUGAAACAUAAGUCUUAUAAUUCCAAGAAGAGGGAAUUAUCUGUUUCACCUUGCUCUGACCUUCAGUCUGCAGCUAACAGUCCAAACAUUUCAGUAAACAAUGCAAAGACACCUGGUAUUUCUGUUCCUUCAACCAAUUAUAUGCUUGGAAGAAACUUGGCUAGCAUCUCUGUGAUAAGACAACUUCUAAAUCAGGCUGUAGUGGGUGCAGCCCAUUCUGAUUGUUUUAGUCCGGUUUUGUGGUUUCUCAUUCACGACUUGUCAGGACAAGAACAACUCCAAAAGCCGAAAUUUUCAGCUGAAAACCUUUCUACACUCUUGAUGCUGAAAUAUUUAGAUCAGCCUGUCUCUCCAGAAACUGUAUGCCCUCUCUGCUACCCAGCAUUGUUUUGGAUUGGUUCUUGGUUCCCGUAUGUGAAUUGUGAUCCCAAGACAGAGUGUCUGUGA
Dovyalis caffra is the source of this 1248-nucleotide messenger RNA. The record is from the annotation of a GenBank genome assembly. NCBI's taxonomy places the organism in Eukaryota, Viridiplantae, Streptophyta, Magnoliopsida, Malpighiales, Salicaceae.